Naumovozyma castellii is the source of this 273-nucleotide messenger RNA. It is a transcript of the gene ECM19, whose product is annotated as Ecm19p. The transcript has a single exon. Bases 1 to 273 code for a protein of 90 amino acids. The record is from RefSeq and is a predicted model, not a curated record. NCBI's taxonomy places the organism in Eukaryota, Fungi, Ascomycota, Saccharomycetes, Saccharomycetales, Saccharomycetaceae.
AUGGGCAGAGUCAGAGGGUUUAGUGUGUUUUCGGUGACCAUUGUGAGUAUUGCGAGCGUGUACAUGGGCAUGAACUUCUUCCGCCCCAUUGUGGUGGAGCAACUGGCGAAGGACGGGAACCUGAGGGAGGACGUGGCCCAACAAGUCGCACAGGAGAAGAAGCUGGAGCAGGAGAGGGAACUGCAAUUGCAGAAAUUACAACAGCUACAGCAGCAACAACAGCAGGAUAUCGACCCAGAUGUGGAUGUUCUUUUACGUGAAGAAUCGUCUUAG